Messenger RNA from Talpa occidentalis (Iberian mole), 9752 nucleotides. RefSeq names its product fidgetin, microtubule severing factor (gene FIGN). The record is from RefSeq and is a predicted model, not a curated record. The transcript has 3 exons. Lineage: Eukaryota; Metazoa; Chordata; Mammalia; Eulipotyphla; Talpidae. Bases 5440 to 7797 code for a protein of 785 amino acids. Gene Ontology annotation, molecular function: ATP hydrolysis activity; ATP binding; microtubule severing ATPase activity.
GAAAUGAAUUUAGGUCUUUAUGAGUUCUUCAAGGUCAUUUAUUUAAUUGCCCAUGUUUAUUAAGUUUACAAUAAACUAAUUACUGUUUUUCAAAAACUCCCUUCAGAUGAAUACGUGUAAGUUUCAUGUGAGAGCAAUGAAAGGAAUAGGCUUUAGUGAGAAGGGAAAGAAAUUGACCAAAAUACUUAGUUUUAGGGCAAAAUCAAUUCAUAUCCUUUAUGCUACAGUAAUGGUCAAUUCCCACAUGCGCUGUUAGCUAAGUGUAUGUUUUGCUAAAGUCACUCAUUUCCUCUAGCUUCUAGUUUUUUUAACCUAUAAAACAGGAAUGAUAAUUAGAACUGAGUUUGUCUGGGAACCAGUGAAAACUACUCAGUAACUACAGACAUUUCUGAGAAUUUAUGGACUAUAGUGUUAGGGAAGUUCAAGGGUGUUUGUGAAGCUUGAGAAAUGGAAGUAGGAAUAAUUCAUACCUUUCUUCUUAAACAAGUAAAAGUACAAGAACUUAUUUAGCAUAACAUAUGCUAACUAACCUGAGCGGGAAUUUAAAUAUGAAUGUUUAAAUUGAGAAUUUUGCUGUUAGUGCCUAGACUCCUGUGAAUACAUUUACACACAGUAAUUUUAGGGUUAUUAAUUUAUCGAUCUAUCUCAAUUUUUGGUAAGAUAUUUUAAAACAAUAUAGAAAAAUCCUCUCUGUAAGUACUAAUUUUCCUGGUCCAUUUUUAUUUGGUGGAUGUGUGUUGGUGUGUGUGUCUUAGUUAAUGGAUCUUUUCCUGUCACCUUCUCUCUUUUGUUAGAAUUCUCUUCUCUGAAUUGCCUGACACUAAGUGAUAUAAAUUUUUAAAUAUAGGCAGAGAAGCUGUUAUUUUUAUUUAGUUUUUACUCUGUAAUGGAAUUUGUGACAAGAUUAUUUGCUACAAUGUUAUUUUGCGUCUUGAUUAGUGUUCUUUGUAAAGGACCCCAGAUAUGUGUACAAUAGGCACUGUGUGAGCUGUGAACAGGGGAAAUGACCUUCACUCAAAUGCAGCCAAGUGGCCAUUACCAAAGUUUUAAGCAAUUUGAACUGCCUAACUGGAGGUAUGACAGUAGCAAUUGUGGAUGUCCUUAAAGGAUAGCUGUACACAUUUUGAUCAGUGAAUACCCUAAAUUCACUGUGAAAGAAAAAAUUAUUACUGGGUAUAAGUUUGGCUUGAAUGAAGCUUUCUGAAAUGGCCGUUUUUAGAAUCCUGGGAAGGAUGAGUCUGCCAGAUGUGUCUUAAUGAUAAGUGUAACAUGAUCCAGUAUUAUACAUCAUAAAUAAAUUUGCUUAUGAUGUAGUGACUAGCUAGCAGAAGUCUUUUAUCUCCUAAGCAGAGUGAGUUGAGCUUAGAGGCUGUGCCAAUAAUGUAGUGUUUGAGUCUACAGUGACUAGGAGCAGAAUAUCAACAGUGUAAACUUUCUCUCCGGUAAAGUUUAACAUUACAUUUCUUACUGCCUUAAUAAAAAUUGGCUAAGUAUUUUAAGGUACCAGUGACUGGCAGCCCCACAGCCCCACUCAACCCCCCACCCCAACCACAGUACCUCUCCUCAGUCACUGCUUUUCAAAGGUGUUUGAAUGGCAGAACUUUCUGUUUUCAAACUAAGUGAUACCCAGAACCUCAAAUUAUAAAAUGGGUAAAAAAGCAAUGAAAGGAUAGCUUUAAAUCUUUAGCAUUUGUCAGAAAAUAUUUAAUUGCAGUAUAUGUAAAACAUCUUCUGUUGGGUUGGUGCAGACCCCUGGGUUCCUCCUGAGACCAAUUUGAAAAUCCUCAGGUUGUCCAGGGUACUUAGCUCUUGAGGGCAGAAAUGAUUCCUUGAGUUCCUGUACAAAGCCACGAUAUUGAAAGGAAUUCAGUAGCUCUACCAAAAGCUUUCUCAUCUAGAAUUUACAUCUCUGGCUACUGAAAACAUUAAAUUUAUGUUAACCACCCCAAACAUCAAACUUGAUGUUAGAAGUAACCUGUAUUUUGUUCACAGGGAAGUCCUGAAAUCUCACACUUAAAAGCCAUCUUCUCUUUUCACAAAGUUCGCAUAAGCCUGCUUGUUCAGCCGUCUCCAUUAGAAACAAGAGACAGCCUAACAGAAAGAGAAACAGAAAACAAUAUGUAAUUCAGAGAAGGAGCUAAAAUGUACAGUAAACCUUUGAGGAUGAUUUUAAGAUGGAACCAAAUGAUCCUACCUGUUGCUGUGAGCAUAUUAUAGCAUGUUGAAUUCUAAUUGAGCCUUCAGUAAUAAUGAUGAGUCAUUAAAACAGGUAAAAUGAUAGAUAGUGCAUGUAUUCUACUUUUUAAUGUAUGGAUAUGCUUUAGAAAGGUUUUCAACACAAUUAAAAUUCAAGUCUCUUUCUGUGUGUCAGUCUUCUACUGCUUCAGAGCCUGCAUGGUAUCACGGAAUGAGAUGUGAAUUCAGACCUACCUUCAACUCCUGGCUCUUCCAUUUUCUAGUCAUGUGACCUUGGGCAAUAAUGUUACUCAAACUUUGUCACUGUAGUGAAUAACACUUAAUGAUGGGCAUGUUGGUACUCAGUGGUUUUUCUUCCUUGCUCAGCAGGGCCUAGCUUCAGUUAUUUACAAUAUAUCAUCUUCUAAAUUACCUCUUGUGAACUCACUAUUCAUGCUGUAUUAGCCUUAGCUUCAAUUCUGUGUUUGUUUUAUUUAUUCUUCUAAAUUAGUAUCCUCCCCAUCAGGAAUUGCCACUGAAGAGUACCUGCCACCAAAUUGCCCAUAGUCCACCACCAAAGUUCAUUGUACUCCUCCCUUUCCUUUUUGUUCUUACUCCCCCAUCUCCAGAGUGGGUAGGCCCACUCUGGAUGCUGCAGUUCUAUACUCAGCUUGCAUGUGUGUGUUUUUAAGUUUGUCUUUCUCUGAGUCUUAGUUUGAUUUCCCUAUAGUGUGCAUAUUAGUGAUACCAUCUGGUGUUUAUCUCUCUCCUUCUGACUUAUUUCAAUUAGCAUCAUCCCUUCCAGCACCAUCCAUAUUACAGCAAAUGGGAAGAACAUAUAUUUUUUUGAUUGCUGAGUAAUAUUCCAUUGUGUGUGUGUGUGUGUGUGUGUGUGUGUGUGUGUGUGUGUAUGCACACCACAUCUUGAUCCACUCAUCUGUCAUCUUAUUUUGGGCAUUUUGGUUUUGCCCAUAUCUUGGCUACUAUAAAUAAUCAUGGUAUGGACAUAAGGGUACUGGUUUCCUUUCAAAUUAGUGAUUUUGUAUUUUUUAGGUAGGUACCUAGGAGUGGAAUUGCUGGGUUGUACGGACAAUCCAUUUUCAGUCUUUUGAGAAACCUCCACACUGCUUUCCAUAUUGGCUGGAUCAGUCUACAUCCCCACCAGCAUUGUAAGAUGGUUCCCUUUUUUCUACACCCUUGCUAGCACUCAUUACUUAUGGGCCAUUCUCACUGGUGUGAGGUGGUAUCUCAUUGUGGUUUUUAUUUGCAUCUCCCUGAUAAGUGAUAGUGAAUGUUUUUUUCAUGUGUGUAUUGGAAAUCUGUAUGUCUUCUUUGGAGAAGUAACUAUUUAGCUCCUCUGCCCAUUUUUUUUUUCCCCCUGAUUGGGUUACUUGUUUAGUUUUUGUUGAGUUGUUUGGGAUCUUUGUAGAUCUUUGUUAUCAAUUCCUUGUCAGAUGUAUGGUUUGCAAAUAUUUACUCCCAUCUGAUAAGGUGUCUCUUUCUUUUAGUUAUGGUCUCUAUCACUGUGCAGAAGCUUAGCUUCAAUUUUGGUGUUCUGUUACUGUUUAACAAAUCACCCAAAACCAUGAACAGUGUAAGACACUAUCAGUGUAUUACUUUUCAUAAUUCUGUGGGUAACUGGGCACAGGCAAAUAGUUCUUCAAGUCAAUACUGGUUGAAGUUGCAGUUAUGGCAGGGAUGACUGGUAUGGUCACUCAAAUGUCUGGUCUCCUGGUGGACGAGUCUGCAGGAAGGCUAAGUUCAGCUGGGACCUAAGCCUCCCUGACUGUUCUCAGGGCCUCUUUCUACCCCUGUGGCUUUUCCAUGUGUCCUCUUCAGCAUGGAAAAUGUCUUACAUUAAAAAUCAGCCCCUCAAAAGCAUAAAAGCUUACCUCACCUUGUGAUGGGACUGACUCAGUAUUUCUUCUGCUACAUUCUCUUGCAAAAAAAAAUGUAUGAGGGCCUGUUUCAAUUCACUAUGGGAAGGAACUACAAAAGGCUAAAAUGUAUAGAUACCAUUUUGGAAAUAAGCUACUGUUUUUCUCAUUCUUCGUGCCUGACUUGACCCCAUGUCCCUGAUCAUGUUGUACUUAACGGUAUAGGAAAAUCCUCUUUAUAACCCUGUUUUUAUUGGCAGCAGAGGACAAUGAUAAUUUUAUAGGCAUCAAAAUAUGAGAUAAUAUGAUUACCUUGGUCUGACUUCAAAACAGUUUGUUCCAAUAUUGAUGAAUAGAGCAUUACAUUAAGGAUAGACUUGACUUAAAUACAAUAUUUUGUAUUUUGGAUUUAUUGAGGGGAAAAAAAGCCUACCUAUAUGAUAUUACCACCAAACCAUCCCAACUAUAAAUGAAAUUCGUUGUAAAUUAGGUCAUAGUAAUUUUAAGAUAAAAUUCAUGUUCACCACUUCCUAUUCGUAAGUAGAGUUCCACAUUAAAAGUGACUAGAGUAAAAAAGGGGGAUUGGGGAAAUAUUUUGCUGUUAAGCAUUUUGAAUGUGUGAGAGCACUGAAGAUUGAUUAUGAUUGGUUUUCAAGAAUUAUUAUUAAUUUUGUCCAGAAUAUUCAAAUAAUUAAAUUUUGAUGUACGAAAAUAUAAUAUUGUCAUUAUUCCUUCCAAGAAACCUUUUCAAAACAUUGGCUCAGUAUUUCUGAGUCAGAGAUCUCUGAGAACCAGAUAGAUCCUCUUUCUCAGAAAAAAGCAUAUGUGCUCUAAAUUUUGCAUGUAAUAUCAAGUGUUUACAGGUAAAUUCAAAUGCUUGCAUGAAUCCCAGUUUAAGACUCCUAUGUUGUAAAAGUCAUUAAAUCCUUAAUGAUAGAAAAAAAGUUCCUUUUGAUAGUUUAUUUUCCAAGGCAAGACUUAGCAAAUGGUUUAAAUAGAAGUAUAUCUCAACCACUUAGACAACAGCCAUUGUUGAGAUUCUAUUAAAAAGAUUCCACCUACUGCAUUCUAAAUAUCCUAUUAUGAUGUAAUGAGAGGGGGCAAAAACAAAAGUACUUCAUCCAACAUCAGAAUUACAGUGUUGUAAUCCAAUUCACCUCUCUUGUUGGUUUGGAGCCUUCAUUGAAGUUUGUGUGAGAAGCAGGGGGAUUUCUGUUGCAGUAUUGGGUUUAAGAGACUCAACAACAGAACUGAGAGGCAGAAAGGAGCCAGUUGUAAUUCAUACCGAGUUGUAGGCUUUGUGCGAUGAAAGCGAUGGAGCGCUGCCUGGGAGAUUGCUUUGCUGCACUCCACGAAGCAGAUUUGAAACUGUCGUGGACCACUUUAGAUGAGAGUUGGAUUAUGGAAUGACCUGCUAUGUCUGUGUCAUAUUGUUCUGCGCAGGGAGCAUUAUACUGUGCUAACUAGGUGUUCAGUACCAAAUAAGAGAGGCUUGAAGAUGCAGUGGACGCCGGAGCAUGCCCAGUGGCCAGAACAGCACUUUGAUAUCACGUCAACCACUCGGUCUCCUGCCCAUAAAGUGGAAGCCUACAGAGGUCAUUUGCAGCGCACCUAUCAGUAUGCCUGGGCCAAUGAUGAUAUAUCUGCUCUGACUGCAUCCAACCUACUCAAAAAAUAUGCAGAGAAGUAUUCCGGCAUUUUGGAAGGCCCCGUGGACCGACCUGUACUCAGCAACUACUCAGAUGCACCAUCGGGACUAGUGAAUGGUCGGAAAAAUGAAAGCGAACCCUGGCAGCCUUCCUUGAAUUCAGAAGCUGUGUAUCCCAUGAACUGUGUUCCCGAUGUUAUCACUGCCAGCAAAGCUGGAGUCAGUUCAGCCCUCCCUCCAGCAGAUGUCUCUGCCAGUAUAGGGAGCUCUCCUGGGGUGGCCAGCAACCUGACAGAACCAAGUUAUUCCAGUAGUACCUGUGGAAGCCACACUGUACCGAGUCUUCAUGCAGGGCUCCCAUCUCAGGAAUAUGCCCCCGGAUACAACGGAUCAUAUUUGCAUUCUACUUACAGUAGCCAGCCAGCACCUGCACUUCCUUCACCUCAUCCGUCUCCUUUGCAUAGCUCUGGGCUCCUACAGCCUCCACCACCACCUCCUCCGCCACCGGCCCUGGUCCCAGGCUACAAUGGGACUUCUAACCUCUCCAGUUACAGCUAUCCCUCGGCGAGCUAUCCUCCUCAGACUGCUGUGGGAUCUGGGUACAGCCCUGGGGGUGCACCUCCUCCUCCGUCAGCAUACCUGCCUUCAGGAAUUCCUGCGCCUACGCCCCUGCCCCCCACCACUGUUCCUGGCUACACCUACCAGGGUCACGGUUUGACACCUAUCGCGCCCUCGGCUCUGACAAACAGUUCCGCGAGUUCUCUCAAAAGGAAAGCUUUCUAUAUGGCAGGGCAAGGAGAUAUGGACUCCAGUUACGGAAAUUACAGCUAUGGCCAACAGAGAUCUACGCAGAGUCCUAUGUACAGAAUGCCCGACAACAGCAUUUCAAACUCAAAUCGGGGGAAUGGCUUUGACAGAAGUGCUGAAACAUCAUCCUUAGCAUUUAAGCCAACGAAGCAGCUAAUGUCCUCUGAACAGCAAAGGAAAUUCAGCAGCCAGUCCAGUAGGGCUCUGACCCCUCCUUCCUACAGUACUGCUAAAAAUUCAUUGGGAUCAAGAUCCAGUGAAUCCUUUGGGAAGUACACGUCGCCGGUAAUGAGUGAGCAUGGGGACGAGCACAGGCAGCUCCUCUCUCACCCAAUGCAAGGCCCUGGACUCCGUGCAGCUACCUCAUCCAACCACUCUGUGGACGAGCAACUGAAGAAUACUGACACGCACCUCAUUGACCUGGUAACCAACGAGAUUAUCACCCAAGGACCACCAGUGGACUGGAAUGACAUUGCUGGUCUCGACCUGGUAAAGGCUGUCAUUAAAGAGGAGGUUUUAUGGCCGGUGUUGAGGUCAGAUGCAUUCAGUGGACUGACGGCCUUACCUCGGAGCAUCCUUUUAUUUGGCCCUCGGGGAACAGGCAAAACAUUGUUGGGCAGAUGCAUAGCUAGUCAGCUGGGGGCCACAUUUUUCAAAAUCGCCGGUUCUGGACUAGUUGCUAAGUGGUUAGGAGAAGCAGAGAAAAUAAUCCACGCCUCUUUCCUUGUGGCCAGGUGUCGCCAGCCCUCGGUGAUUUUUGUCAGUGACAUUGACAUGCUUCUCUCCUCUCAAGUGAGUGAGGAGCACAGUCCAGUCAGUCGGAUGAGAACCGAAUUUCUGAUGCAGCUGGACACUGUACUAACUUCGGCUGAGGACCAAAUCGUAGUAAUUUGUGCCACCAGUAAACCAGAAGAAAUAGAUGAAUCUCUUCGGAGGUACUUCAUGAAACGACUUUUAAUCCCACUUCCUGACAGCACAGCGAGGCACCAGAUAAUAGUACAACUGCUCUCACAGCACAAUUACUGUCUCAAUGACAAGGAGUUUGCACUGCUCGUCCAGCGCACAGAAGGCUUUUCUGGACUAGACGUGGCUCAUUUGUGUCAGGAAGCAGCGGUGGGCCCCCUCCAUGCCAUGCCAGCCACAGACCUUUCAGCCAUUAUGCCCAGCCAGUUGAGGCCCGUUACAUAUCAAGACUUUGAAAAUGCUUUCUGCAAGAUUCAGCCUAGCAUAUCUCAAAAAGAGCUUGAUAUGUAUGUUGAAUGGAACAAAAUGUUUGGUUGCAGUCAGUGAUAACUUCUUUAAAAAAGAAAAUGUAAUGAAUGUUGGCACACACACAUAAAACCUGCUACAUAGGGUUUAGAGCCCCUUUCCAGUAGUGUUUAAAUCGCAAAAGGGUACUGGGGAAGACAACGAUUAAAUUGCAUCUUUAGAGUCAGGGUAGAUGUGGAGGAAAAAAAUGCAUCAAGUGAGAGCUUCUAAUUUGAAAGCCCCAGAUGACAGAAAGCAUCUGUUGAUGCUCAGUUUGGUUCAAGUUAGACAACACUCACCAAGGAGCAAGGUGCAAGUGUGUUGAUUUCAGAAGGACAUGAACCUCGUGUGUUGAUUCCAUUCUGCUGUUCUCGAGAUUUAGUUGCUGUCAAGUGCCUGGAGUGGUGCUUUAUUUUUUGUUUGCCUCACAAUUACAUUGGUGGCAUGUGCUAAUAUAAAGAGCUUUAACUUCAAACAUUAUUGGACUAAAGAGAUGAACGGUUGUGUUAUGACAGAAAACCAGAUUUUUGCCAUUUUAAGAGCAACAGUAUUCCUCAAUCCUGUCUGUUCUGCAGUAUUAAACUAAGAACAGGUAAAACAGGGUAACGGUAAUCUGGACCUUAAUUUCUGCAGUUCAUUUCUUUUAAUGUUCUUGUCUGCAAAAACUCAGGAAAGCGAUUGUGAUUUGUACAGUACCUCAAAGGAAUGUGUUGAAAGCACUAUGUACUGCUGAGAGUAAUGGGAUAGGCUUCAAUGUUACUUUAUAUUAAAAUGUAUGUUUACCUCAACAAUUGGAAAAUAGCAAGGAAAAUUUCUUUGAAUGUAUCCAGAAAAAUACUGACGUGUGAUACAACUGAAAAUAUUUACAAUUUAAAGUAGAAACAAAAGGAUUUUAAAACAAAGUUCUUUUACUAAUUAUGGGGAAUUAACCUGAGCAGAAUAAUUCUUUAUGUCAAUAACUGCAAGAGUUCGUCGUACAUUGCUCCUUGAUAUUAAGUGAAAAUGUUCUUAAAAGGUACACUGGUUAAUGGAAAGCUACUUUUCCGCUUGUGUUAGUGUCUAAAACAGUCCGUCACAAGACCUGUUUAGGACCCUGAAAGUCACAGUACCUGAAAACGAGGACUGCCUUUUACUGCAUAGGUGGUAGUGGUGGUGGUGGUGGUGGUGGUGCAAGUUAUCUCUUAAAACUGCUGGGAAUGGUGUCAUUCUGUUCACUAAUCUAGCUUCUAGGCUCACCGUGAUGUUUGACAGAAUGCAGAAGAUAGCAACCAAAACAAACAAAUAAUUAAAUACAAAAAACCCAACCAACAUAUAUAUAUUCAUAUAUAUAUAUACAUAUAUAUAUAUGUAUAUCCACAAAGAAACUGUACAUCCCCUCUCCUCCUUUUUGAUCCCUCUCUUGUCAGUGCAAUUUUGCUUCUCAUUUUGAAAUCUGUGCUGUAGUGCUCCUACAUUUAUUUCUACCUCAGUUUUGUUACAUUUCUCUUAGACAAAAAGUAGGAAAUUGGAAAGGGACACACACACACAUACACGAGCACACACACCCCUUAUAGUUUCCCAAACAUGUUACUUUUUCCUCCAUCUUUUCCCAUGAAUCUAGUUUCUGAAAACAUCAGCCUUCAUCCUUACUUCCAUCUCAGUCCACCCCUGCCCGAUAGCAUAGGGGGUAUUUUUUGUCAUUUCCCAUCCUCUCCUGCACCCCACCAAGAUGUUCUUUGUAUCCUUUGACGCUUUAUGUGCAACUUCUCAUGAUAGCUGACUGACGUUCGGCGAUGCCUCUGAGCAGACAGUGUAGGCUGCAGCUUUCUAAAGCCUCUGCCUGUGCAUAAGCAGAACAGCCUUGCUUUUUUAAUGUAUUUUUCUUGGUUUUUUUUUUUCUUCCCCUUUUCAACUGAGAGAUGCAGUAGCAAAACUGUUGCAAAGCACUGGCGUUUUAUGUAUUCAAAAAGUGAUGUACAUUUUUAAAAAUUUUAAAUAAAUGCAAUGAGAAGCCCCAA